Zea mays is the source of this 786-nucleotide messenger RNA. RefSeq lists its product as uncharacterized. NCBI's taxonomy places the organism in Eukaryota, Viridiplantae, Streptophyta, Magnoliopsida, Poales, Poaceae. The record is from RefSeq and is a predicted model, not a curated record. The transcript has a single exon. The coding region runs from base 149 to 406 and encodes 85 amino acids.
AACGCAAGCUCAACCCAGCUCGAAACGUCACGGGUCACGGAGAGACCGCGCAGCAGCAGAGCUAGUUCGUUCAGGCAGCUUUAUUUGAGCAGACAUAUAUAGGAGAAGAUCCGAGGAGAAAGAUAUUAGCUUGCUAAGAGAUCUCGCCAUGGCGUCCAUGAUGGGAGGAGACUUGGUGGAGGCGUACGUGCUCAAGAACGCGUGCAAGGAGAAGCUCCGGCGCAUGGAGGCGGCGGCGGCGGCGGCCGACGAUAAGACGAGCAAGCAGGGCCGCCUCGCGGAGAAGAAGGUCUCAGGCAGAGGACGACGCCUGCUUGGGCUCCUGAAGAAGAAGGUGCACCCAAAAGCGGCCGCGUCGUCGUCGCCACCCGAAAGCGGCGCUGAAGAAGCAGCCUCGUCUUCUUGAUUCAGCUCCGUCCAACAAAUUCGCUGCCCACCAUUGCCGGACGAUAGAUCAGCCGUGUGGGAGACGAAGACGAAGCACGAGCACGUGCGUGGCCUGCUCGAAACCACUCAAACAGAGACAGAGUGCGUGCUUUUCUAGCUAGGAUUGUGUUGUUGUGUACUACUUGUGUAGCCUUCGUUCGUUCGUUCUUUCGUUCUCUGUUCACUCGCUUGAGAUCGAUCGUGUUGUUUCAUUGGUAAGUGGUAACUCAGUGCAAGUUACGUGAAAUGGCAAAACGUAUUGGCCAAGCGCCCAAGCUAUACUAUAUAAUUUACUUCAGCUAUAAUAUUGUCUUCCCUGUGUGUGUAAUGGCUGCGAUAAUUAAAUGUUUAUCAUAUGAA